Molecule: messenger RNA, 1540 nt
Organism: Aphidius gifuensis
Lineage: Eukaryota; Metazoa; Arthropoda; Insecta; Hymenoptera; Braconidae
Product: putative transcription factor p65 homolog
Exons: 7
Coding region: 200-1540 (446 amino acids)
Biological process (GO): inflammatory response; cellular response to stress; non-canonical NF-kappaB signal transduction
Cellular component (GO): cytoplasm
Molecular function (GO): DNA-binding transcription factor activity; DNA binding
Source: RefSeq, a predicted model, not a curated record
AUGAUGACUUUCAUUUUUUUCUUCGCAUAUUUUCGUUACUUUCCCACGCUAUUUAUUCACACAUGUUUUUUCUAAGCUUUUGAAAAUAAUUUUCUCAAGUUUUAUGCCGUGUUUAGUUGUGUUCCAUCAGUUGGCUUGACAGCACUUGUUAAUUUUCUGCAAAAUAUUAUUUUUUAAAUACUUUUAAUUAAAUUAAAAAAUGAGUUUUUAUAAUACACCUUUCAUUGAAAUUGUCGAACAGCCAGCAUCCGCAACUCGUUUUCGAUAUACUGGUGAAAAUCGUACAGAAACAUUGUUGGGUAGAAGUUCAACAAAAACAACAAAAACAUAUUUUAAAAUAAAAAUUCAUAAUUUACAAGGUCCAGCAAGAGUUUCAGUAUCAUGUGUUAGUAAAAAUGAUCCAUAUCAUAUACAUUCUCAUGGUUUACGAUUUAAAGAUAAUAAUGUAAAAAAUAUUGAGUGUGUAAAUGGCAUUGUUUAUUUUAAUUUAACACCAGAUAAUCCAGUUAUGGAAUUUAAAAAAAUUGGUAUUCAAUCAUGCAAAAAAAAUGAAGUAGAUCAAUUCAUCAGAGCAAAAAUGUUGAUGGGACAUGAUCCAUGUAAUGCUGGAUUUGAUUGUGCAUAUUACAGUUCAUCGUCAUUUGAUUUAUCAGCAGUUCGUUUGGCUAUUCAAGCAUUUGUCAAAGUUCCAAUGAUAAAUACUGUUGUACCAAUUGAAACAGCUGUUACAGAAAUAAUCUAUGAUUCAAAAACUGCUAAUAAUGGAAUGACCAUUUGUUCUGUUAGCCAUGACAGUGUACCAGCAAGUGGUGGACAAAAAAUAAUUAUUUUAACUGAAAAAAUAUAUAAAACCGAUAUUGAAGUUUGGUUUUAUCAAUUGAAUGAUGAAGAUGAUGUCAUUUGGAAAGCACCAGGUAUAUUUGAACCAGAAGAUAUUCAUUAUCAGAGAGCAAUUACAUUGAAAACACCAGCGUAUUCAAAUUUGAAUAUUAAAGAACCAGUUACAAUUUUUAUACAACUUUAUCGUCGAUCAAAUAAAGCCAACAGUGAAUUUCACGAAAUUAAAUUUGUUCCAGACAUAGAAACAACUGAGAUAAGAAAAAGAAAAAGAAAUGCAUUGGGUAACAGCUCAAACUUUUUUGAUGAAAAUUCAUUUGAAUAUUGCACUUGUAUUAAUUGUCCACAACAUGCUGGUGUUAAUACAGCUUAUCCAGCUGUUGCUAUUGAUGAUUUAUCACAAAUUAAUACUGAAACAAUCAACACCCAAAAUUAUAAUGAACUAUCAAAGACAACAAAAGCAAAUUCAAUGAGCAAUUUUGUUGACAAUAUUAGUGGUAAUGAUAAUAAGCUAGUUUUAAAAUCAUUGGGAAUUAAAAAUAAUAAUUGUGCUCAACUAAUUAAUGUGAAUAAUAAUUUUGAAGAGCAUCAGCAAACACCUGGUGAUAUUAUUGAAAAUUUAGAUCCAUCAGGUCUUGUGGAAGUAUUGUCAGAAAGCUUGUCAAGUAGCUUUACAUCAUUUGGUGAUAUCGAGGAAGACUAG